AAUAAUUAAUUACAUUAAAAUAAGGACUUAUUAUUUUUCGGAUUAUAUUUUCUAGAACAUUUUGUAUAUUUACUAUAGUUACUCACUCCACAGCGAGCACAGUUGGCAAUGUCCCAGAGCUUGCUACGAGAAUGGAUGGAAGGGUUUUUAUCCUCCUUUUCAAUGGUUUUGCUGAGCGAGAUAGGGGAUAAAACAUUUUUUAUCGCCUGUUUGAUGUCCAUGAGACAUUCAAAACUAUCCGUAUACAUAGGCGCAGUUUCUGCCUUAGCUGCCAUGACAAUCUUCUCUACAUUGAUGGGUAUUAUGGUGCCUAACGUUGUCUCAGUUCGUGUUACUCAAGUAUUAGCAGCAUUUCUCUUCUUCACAUUUGGUAUCAAGAUACUUUACGGAGAGUUGAUGUCUAAAAAAAAUUCUGGUGAAGAGAAUGAGGAUGAGCUGGCUGAAGCCGCUGCAGCGCUUCGGAGGCGGGAUCCACUUGACGCUGUAGAGACAGGAAGCGCGGGGACCUCCGUGUACACCAGUCCGUCCGCCAAGCGCUGGCGUAAGUUUCUCAAUCCUGUGAUGGUUGAGGCUUUUACACUGAUUUUUCUCGCGGAAUGGGGUGAUCGUAGUCAAAUAGCAACCAUUGCAUUGGCUGCUUCGAAGAAUGCGUAUGCAGUUACGGUUGGUGGUAUUUUGGGUCAUGCCAUCUGUACCUGUGGGGCUGUGUUAUGUGGGAAGAUCAUUGCGCAGAGAGUAUCAAUAAAAUCGGUGAAUAUAUUAGGUGGGAUCUUGUUUAUUUUCUUCGGUUUAGGGACCCUAUACGAAGUGUUAACUAGAUCUCAUGAAAUUGAAAAGACACAUCAGGUAAAUCCCAUUCCAAAAUAG
Phytomonas sp. Hart1 is the source of this 867-nucleotide messenger RNA. The record is from the annotation of a GenBank genome assembly. Lineage: Eukaryota; Euglenozoa; Kinetoplastea; Trypanosomatida; Trypanosomatidae.